UGCUACUCAACAGACAGUCUACUCCUGGUACUGUUGCUUAGAGGCAAGGGAAGGGCAGCAGCAUGCAUCCUCGUAGCAGGCAGGUGCUCUGUCGACUGCAUGGACACCUCCGGCAGCACACACUCAAAGGCAGCAGCGCGCAUCCACUCAAUCAAAGACGGGCCAUGGCAUCAGAUACGGCGGGUCUCCAGCAAGAGACUUCCAGGAUCCCCGAUGACCCAGACAUCUUGACGACCCAAGCACCAGGCCUCAACCCAUCCACGCACAGUAAAAAAUCUGCCUCAAAUCAAGAUGCAGACGCGCUACAAAAUAAGAGCUUCCCUAGGUUGCAGUACAGACCGCCGCCACUCGGUGUUGUGCCUGCGUAUGAUGCUGCGCUCGAGCUGAUUGCAGAGGAACGCGCACAAACACAACGCAAGCUCGCUGCAACGAAAUCGAAGCUAAAACGACUCGCUGCAUCGGAAGCAACUGGUCAGGGUGCGCGACAACUCGCCCUGCAGCAGCAAGUCGAUACAUUGACUGUACAAUUGGAUUUGGAUGAUCCAGAAGUACGGUGGCGUGCGCGGCAUGGUGAUUAUGACCUGAGUCGGCCAGUGUAUCGCUUCCUAGCAGAAGAAGCGUGGCGCGGGAAACCACUUGCCAUGUUGAUGCAGCGUGUUGAGCAGAUGCACGUCACGCCAGACUUGAUACCCCUCAUCUCCCCGGGUGUGCAGGUGGACAUCCUCAUGACGGAUCGUGUGACGGGUAGAGAAAUCCGGCCUGAGCCUGGAGCGUUUGUUGGGUCACGGCAAGCGAGUGGACGACCGAGUAUCUUGAUUCAGUCCUUCAAAGCACACGAACGCAAACUCGCUAUGGCUAUUGUCGAUGCCGAUGUACCGGAUGUUGCGAAUGACAGCUUCACGACGCGAUUGCAUUAUCUACAAACUGGGAUUACUGUAGGUCCUACGAAGCAGACAGUUGGACCAGAGGAUGGUGUUGUGCUACAAGAUUGGGUGCCGCCACACCCGGAAAAGGGCACACCGUACCAUCGUCUAUGUGUGCUUGUUUGGGAACUACCGGACACACCACCGCAACCGAAUGCUCCGCUUGCGAGUCAGGUGCCUGGUGCGAUUAGCAGGGUUGGCUUCCACCCGCAGCACUAUGCACAGCAGAAUGGCUUGCAUGCUGUGGGUGUGCACUUUUGGCGGCAGGAGUGGGAUGCUGAGCUGGCUGAGGUGAUGGCUGGAUACCCUGAGGCUGGAUUCACGGACAGGAAGUAUCGUCGGAUCAAGGCGUAGUACUUGAGUAUGCUAGUACUGUGAUGGCAUGAUGGUAGCGUCCAUCUGAGCCACAAAUCGAGUCACAAAGAAAUAAAUAAAAAUCAAAUUUGUGGGCAGAGUCAGAGGACAAGAAGGAAAGACUGGAGGGAAGCAGAACAGAACACAGACAGCUCAUAUACUCUCAU
Molecule: messenger RNA, 1444 nt
Organism: Protomyces lactucae-debilis
Lineage: Eukaryota; Fungi; Ascomycota; Taphrinomycetes; Taphrinales; Protomycetaceae
Product: phosphatidylethanolamine-binding protein
Exons: 1
Coding region: 63-1277 (404 amino acids)
Source: RefSeq, a predicted model, not a curated record